UUGUCAUAACUGCUAUUACUAACUUCACUUUGUUAUACAGCUGGUUGCCAGCUGAUAGAAUUUGAGCGAGAAAAGUCAAUAAUAUCCUGAACUAUUUAUAAAUUGAUAACGCUUUGGUACACUGACAUACAUAAUUAUAAUGUGUUAAAACAGAUUAACGUUUAUUAUAAUAUAACGUUUUACGUUAUAAACAGAAAAAUGACAGUACAGAAUAUUGCUGUAAAACUUUGCGGGGUCCUUCAAGUUAACAACGAAGAAGAAGUCACAGCUCGCGAGUGGCGAUUGGUUGGUCAGGAGCAAGAUGGGGCACAAAUAUUAACCUGGGUAUCAACAAUUCGCAAUAGUGAUGUGAUGAAUGUCGGUGUAUACUCAAAUAAAACGAAGUCUUUGUCUACUUUGUACACCUUUGAGACAAAACUUAACAUAAUUCAAGCAUCGGUCAACUCUACACACAGUUUACUUGUAUAUGUGGAAAAAAUUAUGUCACCAGAUGAGUCUACAGAAGCCCUUUAUUAUCCCUACAUCGUUUCCCUUUUGCCUGAUAAAGUCGGUGUCCCUGAAGCAGUGGAAGAAGCUUCAACGAAACAGAUUAUGUUACAAUUUGUCUAUGGAAAAAGUAACAAAUACAGCCCUGGAAUAAGGAACGACAGAUUUUUGCUUUUCAAACAUUUAGAGUGUAUUAAAAUAUAUCGUUCACCCCUUUUCUUAAAUGAAUGUGACGAUGGCUCCGAGAAAUGGGGCUUUGAUGGGGUUUAUACAGACCCUGAAACAAUUGUUAAUGUUUUCUCAUGGGCGCAAUGGGACUGUGUCAAUCAGGUCCUCUUCUACAUACAUUAUCGUCCACCCACUCAAAGCUUCGCCGAGGGUGAGGAGGUUAAGUCUCCGUCAGAGUUGACGCCGACACUCUCCGCUCUACAGUUCCAUGCUGAUCUGCCCCAUGAGACAGUGCUAAAUAUUCCUCUUAGCUUGCCGCAUGUACCAGGAGCGCAUGGCGCCGCAGCAGCUUGCGGUUCCUAUGAAGACGAUCCGAUACCUCUUCGCGUUCACGACUGUAGCUUAGAUUUGUAUAUAGUGUGUGACCAGCGCGGCUUGCUUUGUGUCUGUCAUCAUUACCUUUACAAGCCUUUAGACGAUUCCACUAGUUCUUUAGUACUAGAUGACGUUGAUUUGAAAGAUUCUGGCGUGAACUUUGCCUAUUCUGUGACGUUACUUCACCAUGGCUGCGUAGUGCAUAGUGUUGUGCCUGACCUACCGUGGUCACUGGCGAAAUCACUACGACCAUCCUACACUCUGUACAACGAUAACCAUCUACUUGUCAACAUACCAAUGCUCUUCACCCACCUCAUAGACAUCAGUCCUCAUCACGAACCCUGCUGUCAUAUAGUCGUUCCUCUAGAACCUAGUGACAGUGGACCGAGCUUGGCUCCAUUGUUGGGUUGGGGUGCUCACGCCAUGGUCGACCUCAAUACUUUGGAUGUGGUUACGAUGAAUGUGACGGAUAAAGAACUAUCGUCAACCUUCAAAAGCGAUACGGUGAUCGAGAAUAAAUUAGCCAUCAUGCAUUAUUUGAUACAACAUGAAGGGAACAUGGAGUUGGCUGAAGAGUUAAUAUCUUGGCUAUGCCUCAAUCAACACGAUGGAUUAGGUGGUCUACAACGGGUUAUGCAGGAGUACUUGAUAGGUACUACAUACGCCGUGACGCGGCGCUCCCUAUCGGCGUCGGCUAUCAACUUGAUGAAUUGGUUGCCUUUCACUUUACACCUGAAGUUUGCUGACGUUAAGGCGGGCGGCGCGAGCCUGUGCGUGUCGGUGUGCGCGCUGUGGCGCGGCGCGGCGGCGGCCGUGGUGCUGGCGCCGCGCCAACGCGUGGCGCAGUUCGCGGAGGACGCCUGGACGCGCCUGUGGGCGGCGCUGUGCGCGCUCGCCAGCCCGCGCGCGCGCCUGCGCCCCGAGCACGUGCGCGAGCGGCUGGCCGUCACGCUGCACUGCUAUCAGCCGGAGGCGCUGUCGCGCUGCAGCACGCCGCUGUCGCCGGGCGCGCCCGCCGCGCGCCGCGCCUCGCUCGUGGCGCACGACGCGCUGCCCUUCGCGGAGCUCGACGUGUGCACCACCAGCAAGCAGGAGCACGUCAUUGCCGCCAACCUCCGCGCGGUGAGCGUGCACCUGCUGUCCGAGAGCGGCGAGGCGGGCGCGCUGGAGAGCGGCGUGCACGCGCUGGCCACGCGCUGGGCGGCGGCGCAGCUGGACGCGGCGCGUGCGCUGUGCCGCGCCGCCGUGCGCGCCGUGGCCGCCGUCGGCGCGCACCAGCCCCGGGGCUUCCAGUACAUAGAUGAAAUGGACCCCACACACGCGCUGAUACUCUUCAAGAUCCUCGAACAGUACUACGUGGCGACGGACUCCAUCGCCUUCCCUCUCCCUCAGGGCUUCAGCUCCUUCUUCACGUACCUCGGGUACCGCACGCUACCUUUCCAUGCGUUCGUGCAGUACGUGCAUCGAAACGUAUUUGAGUUGCAGAUCGACGUCCUCAAAACGAUCAUAGCGAGCAAGGACGACGACAAGAAGCGCACGGUGAACAACAAGCUGCGCCUGAUCCAGCUGGUGGGCGAGGGGCGCGGGCGGCGCGCGCUGGGCGCGUGGGCGCACCGCGCCGCGCUGCUGCUGCGCGCGCGCGACCACGCCGCCGCGCUGCUCAGCGGCGGCAGCGCGCCCGCGCGCGACCACGCGCCGCACCGCCCCGUCGGCGACGCCGGUAUCGCGGCGCUUCCGUCGGGCGAGCGCCUGUCGCCGCUCGACACCUUCCUGGAUCUCCUGACUGCCAAAGCCAGCCUCAACGAGCUAGACUUUAAUCUCAUUAUAGAAGCGACAUUAGCAUCUGUGCAACAGGAAACUGCGUAAAUCUAUGUCUAGACA
Vanessa tameamea is the source of this 2910-nucleotide messenger RNA. It is a transcript of the gene pigeon, whose product is annotated as protein pigeon. NCBI's taxonomy places the organism in Eukaryota, Metazoa, Arthropoda, Insecta, Lepidoptera, Nymphalidae. Bases 199 to 2895 code for a protein of 898 amino acids. Gene Ontology annotation, biological process: positive regulation of amyloid-beta formation. Gene Ontology annotation, cellular component: trans-Golgi network. The transcript has 14 exons. The record is from RefSeq and is a predicted model, not a curated record.